Molecule: messenger RNA, 489 nt
Organism: Exophiala bonariae
Lineage: Eukaryota; Fungi; Ascomycota; Eurotiomycetes; Chaetothyriales; Herpotrichiellaceae
Exons: 3
Coding region: 1-489 (162 amino acids)
Biological process (GO): translation
Cellular component (GO): cytosolic small ribosomal subunit; ribosome
Molecular function (GO): structural constituent of ribosome
Source: RefSeq, a predicted model, not a curated record
AUGGCGACCGAGUUGACAGUUCAGUCCGAACGCGCCUACCAGAAGCAACCUCAUAUCUUCCUCAACCACAAGAACAAGUCUACCAAGAGCAGGAGAGUCGGCAAGGGUGGACGAAGAUGGUACAAGGACGUUGGAUUGGGAUUCAGAACUCCAAAGACCGCCAUUGACGGCUCAUACAUCGACAAGAAAUGCCCCUUCACCGGACAGGUCUCCAUCCGUGGCCGUAUUCUCACCGGCAAAGUCAUCUCCACUAAGAUGCACCGAACACUCGUCAUCCGCCGAGAAUAUCUUCACUUCGUCCCCAAGUAUGCCCGAUAUGAGAAGAGACACAAGAACCUCGCCGCACACGUUUCGCCCGCAUUCCGUGUCGAGGAUGGGGACACCGUCACUGUUGGCCAAUGCCGACCGCUCAGCAAGACUGUCCGUUUCAACGUGUUGCGUGUCCUUCCCCGAACUGGCAAAGCCGUCAAGUCAUUCCAGAAAUUUUAA